AUGAAGGACAGCAGAGGAUGUGCGCAUGUUUACGCUGUGUCGUCGAAUGGUCGUCCUGUUGGCAUGCAUUGGAAUGCAAGGCGCACGCGACGGCGAGCGGGUGCAGGAUCGAAAUGCAUGCCUGACGACGCGCACGUCUCGGCGAGGGGAGCGCUGGUAGGGGCAAGGUAUUAG
Molecule: messenger RNA, 174 nt
Organism: Chondrus crispus (carragheen)
Lineage: Eukaryota; Rhodophyta; Florideophyceae; Gigartinales; Gigartinaceae
Exons: 1
Coding region: 1-174 (57 amino acids)
Source: RefSeq, a predicted model, not a curated record